CGCGGGGCGGGGCGGUGCCUGCGCGGGCGCGGAGGUGACUUUGCGCUCGCCGCUGGAGCCGGCGGUCGCCAUGGCGCAGGCCGCGCAGAGGCUGGUGCAGCGCGUCGCCGCCCGGGCCCCGCAGCUCCUCUCCGCUGCUGUGACCUACUCAAAGCCCCGCUUGGCCACGUUUUGGUACUAUGCUAAGGUCGAGCUUGCACCUCCGACUCCGGCUGAGAUUCCCCAGGCCAUCGAUAGCAUAAAAGCUAUGGUCAGAAGCUUCCAGUCCGGCCGCCUGGCACAGCUCACAGUCAGGGAAGCUCUGAGGAACGGUUUGGUGGCCACAGAGGUGCUGAUGUGGUUUUACAUUGGUGAGAUCAUAGGCAAAGGCGGCCUGAUUGGAUACAAUGUUUGAAGACAGUCCUCAGCGGUCUGAUGUUUGCUUCCUUGUGCCCCAAGCCUGUAACAGUAUCUAAGAAAAUAAAACCCGGAACUGGUGUGGAA
Rhea pennata is the source of this 483-nucleotide messenger RNA. RefSeq names its product ATP synthase membrane subunit g (gene ATP5MG). The transcript is spliced from 3 exons. The record is from RefSeq and is a predicted model, not a curated record. The coding region runs from base 71 to 394 and encodes 107 amino acids. Gene Ontology annotation, biological process: proton motive force-driven ATP synthesis. Lineage: Eukaryota; Metazoa; Chordata; Aves; Rheiformes; Rheidae. Gene Ontology annotation, molecular function: proton-transporting ATP synthase activity, rotational mechanism.